Messenger RNA from Lindgomyces ingoldianus, 2177 nucleotides. RefSeq lists its product as uncharacterized. The coding region runs from base 40 to 1866 and encodes 608 amino acids. Gene Ontology annotation, biological process: negative regulation of transcription by RNA polymerase II; negative regulation of phosphatase activity. The transcript has a single exon. NCBI's taxonomy places the organism in Eukaryota, Fungi, Ascomycota, Dothideomycetes, Pleosporales, Lindgomycetaceae. The record is from RefSeq and is a predicted model, not a curated record. Gene Ontology annotation, molecular function: phosphatase inhibitor activity; transcription corepressor activity; chromatin binding.
CGCGUCUCUACCUAAGGCCUCCUGAUAAUUAUAGAAGCCAUGGCGGACUCAGGCGGCGAAGCUAUGGUGAACCUCGAGCGGCACCGCCUGCGACUCGAGGAAGCUACGGCCAAGCUGCAGCAAGCUCUCAAGCACUGGAAGACGUGGGAGCUCGAAUACGAGACACUGAAAGAAGAGAUCCAGCACGCAAAGUCCCCUUCCCCAUCCCAAAUGCUUGCGAUUGGCCGAGAUCUCGGCGGCUCUCUCGUCAACGAAAAAGAAGUCGCAGAGCUGCUCGGCAAAGACAAGCAGGCAAAGCGCACAGCUACCCAAGUGGUUGAAAUGAUCUCCAGACGCGUUGACUAUGUCCAGCAGAAUGUCUCAACGGUCGAGAAGCAUUUGCAGGCUGCAGAGAGGAAGUUAGAGGCUGCUGAGGUGCUGCUAGAGCCGGAUAUAGAGAAUGAGGAGGGUUUGCCGUUGAUGGAUAUUCAGGAAGAGCUGGAUGAGGAGGGGAAUGUAGUUUCGAGUACCGUGUUGCAGCCAGGGAAGGCGGCGCCGGAGAUUCUGGAGACUCUCAGGAAGGCUGGGUUGAAGGAUGUAGUACAGAGCAGUAAGAAUGCUUCGCAAGUCGCGGAUGUAAAAGCGCCCGCAAAGAAACCCCCAGCAACAACUACCAACGACCCCUCGAAAGCUGCGCCAAACGGGUCUACGCUUGCUGAAUCAAUCCCAACCUCAUCGGGACCUGCUGCUAAGAAAUCUGUCUCCUUCUCGGAAGACGCGAAGCCAGACCCGUCAACCACUAGGCCUUCUAGUCUCACCACUACUGGCUACAAUGAAGAUUUGGCAGCCUAUACAUUUAACAAGGGCAAGAAGGUCAUCGAAGUCGACGAGGACGACAAUGAAAUUGUCUCGUACCCGAUCAUUCCCACGGACGAGUCUCCCCAGGACACCGCCCUCCGACGACAAAUGCUACAAUACAACCUAGAUGAAGUGGGCCAAGUAGUCGCCGAGAUUGACCUCGAUGGGCCAGCAGAAUACGACUCCGAUGAGAUGGACGAAGACUAUGGUACCGAGGAAGAUGAAGAUGAGGUUGAAGACGAGGAUCAGUAUGGUCGAAGCACACGGCCAAUGCUCACUGAAGAUUAUAAGCAGCAAAUGAUGGACUUGGAAAGGAAGCUAAACGCCAAAAUGCUGGAAAAUGUUGGGCCACGGCCUGAUACACAUCCCUUGGCCGAGUACGCAGACGACGUUCGCAAACUCGUGGUGCAGAAAGACGAAAAGAAUGGAGAGCCCAUGGUCAUUUCAGAGCCUCUGCCGCAAGAAACUGGAUCAAAGAAGAAAAGCGUACGCUUCGCUGAUAAUCUUGAUGUCUCUCUUCCUGCACCCAUCGAGGACUGGAUGGAAAUCAAUCAGCCAAACACGCCUCACGCUCCCACGAUCUCCGACACCAUUAUCGAACGGAGUGGUCCCACCCCUACACCAACUCCGACAAUCCCCUCAAAGCCCACCAAAGUAUCCCGCUUCAAAACUGCCCGAUCAUCUCAACCCCAGCCUCCUGCAGCCGCCCUCCCCAUCCCAAACAUCACCACCCUGCCACUAACACACCAAGGACCUCCCGGCCGCCCCCUCUCCUCCACCAUCAUCGAACACGCGCCUAAUCAAACCCCUAGCCAACCUCCGGACGACCUCGAUCCUGUGCUCUUAAGCCGUGAAAUCCAAACUGAGUACCACAAGAUGCGGAACAAAGUACUUCAACAACAAGACGGUUUCGCACUUUCAGAGGAAGACAAACAUGAUCCACUGAUGGAGGAAAGGGACGGUAAGGUGCGGAAGGUGAGUCGAUUUCGAGCGGCGAGGUUGAGACAGGAGGGUGUGGAUGAGGUUUGAAAGCGGCGAGUCAAAGCCCAUAUCCAGAUCCACGUUCAAUACCAUUCCCGUUCACAUGCAUAUCCAUACCCCUAUCUCAGUCAUCUCCUAUUCCUCCGCCUUUCCUGUCCUCAAAGUUACCCCCUUUGCAGUGAGAAGUGAGGGAAACGGAACAUUCAUAUGCCCGUGAGAGAUACCUAUCCCAUGUAUCUACGCUCACAUUUUUACUGUUCCGAGAUUAAAAGUGCAUACACAGGGCUCUCUGACGUGGCGUGCUUGGCUUUCUGUGGUCGUCAUGAUUUAUUUUGCCCUGUACAUCUUUCUGUAUUACC